GGCUCGCAGUGUAUCGCGCGGCAGCCUGGACCGCGGGCGGCCCGCAGCCUCCGACCUGACGCGUUGACGCGGUGCUUGCGUGCCUUCGAGAACGCACACGAAAACGCGCUCGCAACCAACACGGACGCGCGGCCUUCUGCGUGUUUUGGAACGCACACACAGCACCCGCGUCGCACGCGCGCGCGCGCGCGCGCACCGCACAUGGUCCUCUCGUGUCCCAGCAUCCCCGCCGAUCCCGAGACGAGAUCGUCUCUCCGCUCUCGGCCCGAUCAGUGUAUAACGAGCGCGACCCGCGACAGGAUGAGCGACAGGACGAGCGGACAGCGCGAGGAAUAGGGGGUCCGUCAUGAUCGGCCCCGAGAUCUACGCUCGCCGCGUCGUCGUUAGCCGACUGGCGACCGUGGCCGCACAAAAAUCGAAUAUGACGUUCGGAAACAGCAGUAGCGGUACCAGAGAGGACUCGACGUUGCGAUUGACACGCAUUGCGACAUCGAGAUUGUAGCAGAGCGUGCUCAAUAGGCGCAUCACCGAUCGGAGUCAUCGAUCGAUCGAGCGGGCAAAGACAGCGAGGUCGGAUCGCGUGAAAUUGCGCUCUUCCAAAGUGGGUCGAACCGCGAACGCGUUUACCCUCGCACCGCGAGAAGGAGAACCGUACCAUUUCCCUCGGUGGAUGAGACCCGCGGGAUGUUUGCAGUGGAUUGAGCCUUGAGGUAUGCGCGCGCGCGGAUGUAUCGUACGCGUGCAUCUCUGCACACGCUUGCCUACGAUGCGUAGCGCGAAUCUACUACGCGGUUCUUUGCUCUCGAUAGUUGGAAGCGCCUAGUACACGGUGUUUGUGAACGACGGAAGAGGGGACUGCGGAAAAUUGAGAGGGUGCCAGAGGAAAGGGCGACGAAAGAGAAAGCGAGAGCGAGAGAGAGAGAGAGAGAAAUUAUUCGUGAGAGAAGCGAAUGGGAAAGGGGAGAAGGAGAGACGGAGAGGGAGAAGAGGAACGAGAGAGCGAGAGAGACAGGCAGACGUAGAGGAGCCGGAGAGAGUAAUGAUCGUGACGACGGUCGUGCGGACAAAUGAACACCUCGGCACAGCGUUUGGGAUAUUCCAAGAGCUGCCUGUCAUCGCGAAAACGUUUCUUGCGGCGGUUCUCGGGCUCUAGGGAGAGAGGGAGGGAGUGGGGAGAAGGGGAAAAGCUACGACACGACCUUAUCUACCUCGAAAGGUCCAACGUUCGAUCCAUUGACUCGUCGAGACCCUAAUAUGGCGCACGGAACUGACGUCGGCCGAUAGGUCGCCCGUGUCCUAGAAUCGGGCUCGGAUCGACAUCCCAGUAUCGAGAUGUGAGGAAUGAUCACGUGGGUGAUGGUCGGACUGCUUCUGGCUGCGGAAACUUGCGGCAGAAACGUCCUCUCCGGAAACGGAAACGGAAACGAAAAGGAAGAAACGAAGCGGCGGGAGGGCCUGAAGGGCGUCAGCGCGGACGAGGAAGACAUCUACCGUCUAACGUGCUACACUUGCGUCAACGUCAGCGAUAACCAGAUGUGCAACGAAUGGGCGAUAGAUACGCCGUGUCCGGCAGGCGGCCGGGAUUUCUGUCAAUCGAUGCACAUUCUGGACAGCCGGGGAAACAGCGUCUUGGUAAGCAAGGCUUGUGUCAGCAGCGAGGAAUGCGGGCCAGGAUUGGUCGGUUGCAUUCCCAUGGACACGCAGCAGAUUUGCAUAAGUUGCUGCGACCUGAGCUACUGCAACAUCGAGUCGCCCACCAACGCCACGAACGCGAUCUACUCGCGCAAACGGCGAGCCAAGUCGAAAUCGAAGCGCAAACGGCCCGGCAGAAACGGGGUCGACGCGGCGAUGCGGCUGUACGGGCCCAGCUUGCUCUGGCUUCCCGCCUCGCUCUUCUAUGCAUAUCAUUGCUGAGGAAGCAGCAACAUUAAUCAUUCGCGCACGCGAAGCGGACAGCGCGGAAAUCGCGCGCGAAAAUCACACGGCGGAUGGUGACGUUGCCGUCUCUCGAUCGAGCGUUGUUCUCUGUGAUUCCUUCUGUAGCUUGACACACGCCUAAAGAAAAUGAUAACUUAUUAAACUGAACAACUGAUGCCGCCGCGCCGUCUAAUUCCGACCAAACUCCUUCUCCGAUAAAUUUCUGCCAUGGAUGAGGGCCAUUUCAUCGCGCUCCAAUUUUUCCCACUCGUCGAGCCGAUCUCGACGACGAUCAUCGUCCAAUUAUUUAGAAAGAAAACGCCAUUCUCUAUUUUUCGUACUCUCGUUUCACUCGCGUUCGUCGUUAUUACUUAAAGCCCGUUAACUUUAAUGGAAGUCGCAAUCUUCGACGAGUAUGUAUGUCGAUCGAACGCUUGUGUUUCGGGCACGCCAGGAAAACGAAAUUCGUUCGUUUCGGGUAUAAAGUGUCCAUAAGGAAUUGUUUGGGAGUAAUUCCAGGAGAGAGACUCGGAGAAACGAGAUAGAUCCGGGGAUAGAGCGGUCGAAAAACUUGGCGCCGUUUCGCGCUGUCCGAAACGUUAUUAAUCGGGGACUCUUGAAACUAAUCACGGGUCCCCCGUGAUGGCAAAAGGAAUUGUUUUCUCGUCGUAGUAUCGGUAGUAUCGCUAUGCCUCGAAGUAGAAGGAACUUAAGGCACACAAAGUACGGCCAAAGAAGGUUUGGAGAAAAUCGAUAGUUCCGAAUUCGUUUCCGGCGAGACUCGACGACAAUCUAGACACGCUACGCAAUAAAAAUCGACUACCAAUCAUAACGUGGUGUAGUAGUUUACCACGACGAUCUACGUCUUGUAUACACUUUGACACUCUUUCAAAAAAUCAAAAGCUAAAGAAACGUAUCGUGAUUAAAAUUAAUUAAUUUAGAGAGUAUAAUAAAAUAAAACGUAGAAAGCGAGAGUGUAUUGUAUGUGUCUAAUAUUAUAUAAGGUGAAAAACUUUAAUUAACUUAAUUUCUCCAUAUCAAAAUAUUUGUGAUAUAUGUGCACAUAUUUCAUAUUUAAUUUAGUGGAAAAUUGAACGGAUCAAAUUAUGUUAUCGCGCGUGACUGAUAAUUAAUAUGAUGAAUGUGCAAUGUUUGUUCCAAUUAUAAGAGCGUAAUUCGUCAAAGAAACCGCUUAAACUCGCUACAUCGAAACUUUUUGGUGUAAAAAUUGUUCAAUUACGUAAGUAACGCAUCAGAAGCGAAUUCGAAUUAUCGAAUGAAAAAAUUAAAUUCACACAUCUACUAACAACAUCUACAAACUCGCCUAUUACAGACUCUUUACUGCUAUCGUAAUUAUUAACGAUUAUACAUAAAUAUAUUACAAUAUAGAUACUAUACAUUGUUUCGGCAUGAUGUAAGAAUACUGUUGGUAAUGAAAUAAAGAAAAUUAUACUUGUCACAUAUUUUUCUUUAUUAUCUUUAUAGCAUAAACUGUUGUAUGAAUAUCCGUCGUAUUUUUGCAUUUGCAACCAUGUUUUAUUUAUCCGAAUAAAUUUAAAUAAAUAAACGACAUUUUUGUUUCGUUAAUUCUGUUAAUUUUGAUUUAACAAGCUUGCGGUAUUGUAAAACGGAUUACAUUCUGGAAUAUAUGAAGUAUGGCAAUUUUGCCGAACAAUUCCAAAUAAUGAAAUAAAUCAUCGCAAAUAAUGAAAUGUAAUAAAUUGAAUAAAUUUACUCACUGCGAAUGUUGUACAACCACAAUACUCCCGUCGUUAUAUGUAUAUUCCAUUCGGUGUCAAUUUCUGCUUGAAAUGCUUUAUCCUAAAGUCAAUCAAGUCACGUGGAUGCGAGUGGAAAUUACGUUUAAUUGUAAUCGCACACACAAACGAAUCUUCUCGUUUUCGUAUUGUUGCCAACACGUUUGAGGCUGUUGAGCUGUAAUGAUAUUCAAUAUGUAAUUAGUCGGAUCGCACACAUAUCAAUUUCAAUAAAAUAAACGGAAUUAUUUUCUCUUUUUCUCAUGCAUCAUUUUUUAUACUUUGA
Molecule: messenger RNA, 3960 nt
Organism: Camponotus floridanus (Florida carpenter ant)
Lineage: Eukaryota; Metazoa; Arthropoda; Insecta; Hymenoptera; Formicidae
Product: ly6/PLAUR domain-containing protein 6B
Exons: 7
Coding region: 1342-1914 (190 amino acids)
Molecular function (GO): acetylcholine receptor regulator activity
Source: RefSeq, a predicted model, not a curated record